AUGGGUGUCAAUUGGGCCCAUUGGAAGAAGAAGCUUGAGUGUCCUAAAGACGAGGAUGCCUAUUACGAGAACACGACCUGGUGCAACCGUGACCUGAUUCCCAUUCCGCCAGAGCGUCGAACAUUUGGAGUCUGGUCGUACUUCGGUUACUGGACGGUGUCCGGAUCUUGUAUCUCAGCAUGGUCCACCGGUAGUACCUUACUUGCCUUCGGGCUCAGCCCUCAACAGGCUAUUGGUGUUGUGAUUCUGGGCGGUUUCCUGACUGGCCUUCUAGCCGUUGCUUGCGGUUGGAUGGGCGAGGUUCACCAUAUUGGCUUCACUGUUGCCAGUCGCUUUUCUUGGGGCAUGCGAGGAUCCUAUUUCCCUGUCAUCCUUCGCAUCUUUGUCUCCUGCAUGUGGUUCGGUAUGCAGGCAUUCUGGGGUGGUCAGGCCACUCGCGUCAUGUUCGGCGCCAUCAUCCCGGGCCUCGCGCACAUGCCCAACUACUUCUCCGAAAGCUCACACCUGAUGACCAACGACUUUAUUGGUCUUGUCAUCUGGAUGUGUCUUUUCGUCCCGGGCGUUCUCAUCCGGCCUGAAAAGUUGCAGAUCCCCUUCGUCAUCUGCUUCUUCUUCUUCGCCGGUACUUGCAUUGGCUGUCUCGCCUGGAGUGUUUCUCAAGCUGGCGGGGCUGGUAAGAUGUUCACAGAGCCUGGCUCGACUCCCAACGUCGGUUGGAGCUUUAUGUUUGGCAUCACGGCCAUCCUCGGCGCUUGGGGCGCCGGUACUCUCGGACAGUCCGACUGGACUAGGUAUGCCUCUCGCAGAUUCGCCCCGACACUAUCGCAGCUCGUUGCGGCUCCAAUCACAAUCGCCAUUACGGCUAUCAUCGGCAUCAUUGUGACCAGCGCCGCCCGCGACGUCCUGGGUGGUGACGUUAUUUGGAACCCUAUCUAUCUGCUUGCCGCCAUCCAAGAGCACUACAGUUCGAGCUCGCGUGCGAGAGCCGGUGUGUUUUUUGCCAGCCUGGGAUGUGUAUCCUCUCAGUUCUCUAUCUCUGUUGUCCUCAACUCAGUGUCCUGCGGUAUGGACAUGGCUGGUAUCUGCCCAAAGUACAUCAACAUCCGGCGCGGUGGAUAUAUCAUGGCUGCUAUUGGUAUUGCUACACAGCCCUGGCAACUCUUGAGCACGGCAACCAAGUUCUUGUCUGUGCUUAGUGGCUUCGGUGUCUUUAUGGCUCCUGCGACUGGAGUGAUGUUGGCAGACUACCAUAUCGUUCGCAAGGCUAAGCUCAAGGUCAACGAGCUGUACAUCGGUGACAGCAGCUCCAUCUACUGGUUCAGACAAGGCUUCAACUGGAGGGCCUUUGCCGCCUUCACAAUCGGCAUGUGGCCACUUCUACCUGGACUUGUCGGUACCGUCAAUGCCUACGAAGGUCCUAGCUGGACUGGCUGGGUUCGACUCUACAACCUCACAUUCCUCGUGGGUGUGGCCAUGUCCUUCGUCUCGUUCUGGGCCCUGAGUUACUUCUUCCCUGUCUCUGGCCUAGGCCUCGAGGCACCGUUCGUGGAAGACGGUGUGAUCCACGGCGCCACGGAGACGACGGAGAAUGACUCACAGGCCGGAGAGAAGCAACCGCCUAUGGAGGUCAGUGACAAGGUUUAA
Thyridium curvatum is the source of this 1644-nucleotide messenger RNA. RefSeq lists its product as uncharacterized. Gene Ontology annotation, cellular component: plasma membrane. Gene Ontology annotation, biological process: nucleobase transport; transmembrane transport. Gene Ontology annotation, molecular function: nucleobase transmembrane transporter activity. Bases 1 to 1644 code for a protein of 547 amino acids. The transcript has 10 exons. Lineage: Eukaryota; Fungi; Ascomycota; Sordariomycetes; Thyridiales; Thyridiaceae. The record is from RefSeq and is a predicted model, not a curated record.